Aspergillus pseudotamarii is the source of this 1774-nucleotide messenger RNA. RefSeq lists its product as uncharacterized. Bases 365 to 1666 code for a protein of 433 amino acids. The transcript has 4 exons. Lineage: Eukaryota; Fungi; Ascomycota; Eurotiomycetes; Eurotiales; Aspergillaceae. The record is from RefSeq and is a predicted model, not a curated record.
GAUCACUUGGACAAUUCCUGAUUGAUCCGAUUCGAGGUCGUGUCGGUUUGCCGCGGCAAUGAGAGCUCAGCUGUAGCCGCCACGAAAUGCAGGUCAGCCUGGGCACAUUCUCAAUUCCAGUCCAAGUAACGAACAGGUAGCAUCAUGUGGAUCUUGCCGAGGAAGGUAGUACCCCAUCAUGGGGCACGUCCAACCCACUUUACUGGACGAACAGACCUACUAAAGCGAAAGGAAGUCAUGGCCAGCAGUAUCGGCAUUCGCACACUAAUUCUUAUAGAAUAGAGAAACACAGAAUAAUUUGGAGAAUUCGGUGAUUCGUUUAUACUGCGGUAAGCUCACGCCGCGAUCCCCAAACAAAGCUGAUAUGAUCAUGACGUUCCUCAUGAAGAGGAAAAAUGGACGAAAACCGCCGUUACCCUAUACAGCGUCGCCGUUGGAGUUGCUGUGGGCCGACAUUCUCCUCGUCCUCAAGAGUCUAUGGAGUCUGCCGGGAAUAUUACUCCCGAUGACCCCCUCGGGUGAGCUCGAUGAAUUAUACCCGUCGAAAGAGAAUAUUGUCAAUCUUAUUGCCCAUGUUUGUCUGGCGUUAUGCCAGGUGGCUUUCUUACUGUCGGUGCUGGGAUGUUUCUUGUUGAUGGUGCCGGCACUGUGGAUCUCCAUAUAUGUGGUGGCCUUUGUAUGGAUAAACCGAGUCAUCUGCGCACUUAUAUUCAAUUAUUCGGACGAGGUAAUAGAAUCAACAGUCCCGAUCGAGGAGCGACCGGAACAUGAACGGGAACGUUGGAUAUUUAUCAAUGGAGUCGCGGUCGGACAUCAUUGGUUGCAAAAUAACAUCGACCGGCUUGCCUAUACUUUUGGCAGGAAAGUCAUUGGCGUACAUAAUCCAACGGACGGCAUCGUAUUCGAUGUAAUCGAGUGCUUGAUCCAAAGGAACUUUACAUUCGCAACUCCGGAUACAAGAGAUGGUUAUGCCAUCACCAAAGCGACACUGUUGAAUCCGAAAUAUGAGAAAGUGGUCCUGAUCUUGCACAGCCAAGGUGGCAUUGAGGGAAGUCUCAUCAUCGACUGGCUCCUGGACGAACUACCUGAAAGCGUCCUUCGCAAACUCGAAGUAUAUACGUUUGGCAACGCUGCCAACCACUUCAAUAACCCGUACAAAUCGCUUUCGGGCUCCCGGGAGCUGCCCGGUAGAGGCUCAACGACAUCAGAUCAGGAUGCCUCGGUGCAAGUGGGGAAGAGUGUUCUCCAUAUUGAGCACUAUGUCAAUGCUUUCGAUUUUGUAUGUGUUUGGGGGGUACUGCAAUUUGCCAGAGUUCCAAACCGCUAUAUGGGUCGAAUCUUUGUACGGUCGGGUUCGGGUCACCAGCUAAACCAGCACUAUCUAGACAUGAUGUUCACGUUAGGACCAGACAGGAGGGUCCUUGACACCAAUGAGUUUAUGGAAAUGGGGGCGAGAACGGUCGAGUAUGAGAAAAUCCUACCGAAACACGUCAGACACGAGAGGAAUGAGGUGCUCGUCACCAACAAGCGCCCGUCGGAUCCCAACAGAACAACCCCUGCGAUCCCACUUGGACUUGGAAGUCAACACGAGGAAAGGCCGGUGAAGGUCAAAGAUCUCAGCCGGUUAUGGCAGUAUCGCAAUGGUGGUUCGCCUGUGGAUGGGUGAUAUAACGGUGUAUAGAUAGGAAGGGUUUGGCUCCACCUUGCUUCUUGUUAAGUAUUUUGAUUUCCCCCUAUUUUACCCUAGGCAUUUCUAUAGAGAGGAGAACAUUCC